AUAAUGGCAAAAUCAAACUUUCCGCGCGGUGGAGAUGGAACAACUUCCGCAGUCGACGCUUCCGAUCCUGACGAUCCGUGAUUCUGUGCUCUUCCCAGGCGCGUACAUGCGCAUUGCCGUCGGACGCGAGAGCAGCCUUCGCUUAGUUCAAGAUUCCCUCUGGGACGCGUUCCACCGAUCCCUCGACUCGGCGCAGAUCAAGCCUGUGCUGCUUGGCGUGUUCACGGAGCACGGCUUGAAAGAGAAUCACACGCUCGGCCAAGUAGGCACCGUGGCGCGCAUUAUCCAGCUUCAGCGGUCGCGAUCGAACCAGACGUUUGAUUACUCGAUGCUGAUCCAAGCGUUAGCGCGCGUGAGCAUCGUCGAGGUGACGCAGUCGGACCCGUUUCUCGAAGCGACGGUGCAGUUAGAAAAAGACACCUUCGACGGCAAGACCAAGGUUCCGUUGCAGCAGCUCAUUUCCCAAGUGUCGUCGGGGCUGUCCCUCGGAAAGUCCAUGCAGCUGAUCGCGCCGCGCGUCCAAAACGACCCGAACAUUGCGUCGAAACUGAGCGUGUGGUUGGACAUGCUGGCGGCGCAUAUCCAAGCGUCUGCGGCUGAGAAGCAAAUGGUGCUCAACGCCAUCAACGUCAUUCAUCGCUUGGAGCUGUUGUGGGCGAUGCUACAACACCACAAGGGCAAGGGGGCGGGACAACGCUUGACGAUCAAACCACAGCCCAUGACUGCCGCCGCCGCCCUCCGCGACACUGACGACAACGCCAAGGCGAAUGACGACGACGACGACGUCCGGUCGCUGGAGAAGAAGAUUCUGGCGCUGAAGCCGCACUUGUCGGACGAAACCUUCCACAUGGCGAUCCGCGAACACCGCCGCCUCAAGCGCAUGAACGCCAACCAGCCCGAGCACCACGUGAUCUUGACGUACUUGGAAUUCUUUUGCGCGCUGCCGUGGGCCAACGCCGACACGGACGCCGAGUCCAUUUCUUCUUCACCAUCGCCAUCUUCGCUCGACUUGAGCGCCGUCCAAGCGCAGCUCAACAAGGAUCACUACGGUAUGCAAAAGGUCAAGUCACGGCUCGUCGAGUACAUGGCCGUGCGCAACUUGACCAUGCACAACCCGAAAACGCGCACCAAGGGGCUCAUCCUGUGCCUCGUGGGGCCGCCUGGCGUCGGCAAGACGAGCCUCGCGCAGUCGAUCGCGACCGCCACGAACCGGACGCUCCAGCGCCUGGCGCUCGGCGGGGUCUCGGACGAGAGCGAGAUCCGCGGCCACCGCAAGACGUACAUUGGCGCCAUGCCAGGCAACGUGCUCGUGGCGCUGCAGCGCGCCGGCGUGUCCAACCCGCUGAUUGUGCUAGAUGAGAUCGACAAGCUCGGCGUCAAGGGGCACUCGGCCAACAACGCCGUCGCCCACGCGCUGCUCGAAGUGCUGGACCCGCACCAAAAUGAUUCGUUCAAGGACCACUACCUGAACGUCCCGUUCGACUUGAGCCGCGUGAUGUUUGUCGCAACCGCGAACUCGCUCGACACGAUUCCGCGGCCGCUCUUGGAUCGGAUGGAAAUUGUCCAUAUUGAAGGCUACACGACCGUGGAAAAGCUGGCGAUCGCAGAGCAGUACAUUGUGCCGCGGCAAGUGACGGACCACGGGCUCACGGCGGCGCCGCUCGAGUUUACAACCGACGCGCUGGAGUAUGUGAUUUCGCAUUAUACACGGGAGGCGGGGGUUCGGGAUCUGCAGCGAAAGGUAACCUCGUUUUGGCUGUGUGUGUUUCAUCCUAUAGUGUGGCUGAGAUAAUGGAUGAGGGGGGGGAUUGAUUGCAUGUUUAGAUUGGAUCGAUCUGUCGACAUGUAGCAGUGCAAGUAGUGAAUGGACAACCCCCCGUGGAAGUGAUUGGCGUCGAGAUGGUGCAAGACGUGCUCGGCCAAGAAACGGUGCGCAAUGACGUGGCGUUGCGAGCGGGCGUCCCGGGGGUGUCGACAGGGCUCGCGUGGAGCAGUGCGGGCGGGUCCAUUUUGUUUGUCGAAGCGUCUGCCGUGACCUCCACGAGCAGCCGCGACGCGUCCGCCCCUGUUCCCAUCCAGCUCACGCUGACUGGAACCCUGGGCGAGUGCAUGAAAGAGUCGGCGCAGUUGGCCGUCACGUGGCUCAAAGUGCACUUGCCGGCGCUACACCCCGUGGAUUUCACCGCCGUGAACGAGUUCCAUGUCCAUUUCCCCGAAGGCGCGACCCCGAAAGACGGACCGUCCGCCGGCGUCGCCAUUGUGUGUGCAUUGGUGUCGGUGGUGACCCAGUUGGUGGUGCCCGUGGACUUGGCCAUGACGGGCGAAAUCACGUUGCGCGGCGUGGUCCUGCCUGUGGGGGGUAUCACGCAAAAGGUGCAUGCGGCCGCCCGCGCCGGCAUCUCGCGGGUGCUGCUGCCGCUGGCUAACCGAAAAGACGGCGACUCGGUGCACGCGAGUGUGCCGUCGGUCGAGUUGAUCUAUGUGCAGACGAUUGCGGACGUGCUCCAAAUUGUAUUUGGGCUGCCAACGCAUUCCAAGGAUGAUGCUAAAAUUGUGACCAGUAGUAGUACUAGUAGUAGCCCCAGGCGCACGAGUCGGUUGUAAUAUAUAUAUACAUGGAAAGGGUGGUGGA
Molecule: messenger RNA, 2632 nt
Organism: Aphanomyces astaci
Lineage: Eukaryota; Oomycota; Saprolegniomycetes; Saprolegniales; Verrucalvaceae
Product: ATP-dependent protease La, variant 2
Exons: 2
Coding region: 35-1792 (585 amino acids)
Biological process (GO): protein targeting to peroxisome; protein catabolic process; protein processing
Cellular component (GO): peroxisomal matrix
Molecular function (GO): ATP binding; serine-type endopeptidase activity; ATP hydrolysis activity
Source: RefSeq, a predicted model, not a curated record